AUGUGGUGUGUUACAUUGAUGUUGGUGAUGUUAGCGACAACAACUGUUGUGUACACCCAAGUCACAGAUUUGCAGCCCAUACGAUUAGUGAUUACAUCUCCCAAUCCAGCCACUUACCAAGUCGAUACAGAGCUUGAUAUUACAUUUGACGUGACAGUGAUGAAUGAUGGUCCCGAAAACCUCAAUAGUAGCGACAGUGAUAAUUUCUAUAUACAGCUAUAUUUAAGUGAUUACUAUGAGCUGGACUCGGCCACCGCCACACAGUCAGUGCAUUUCAACGUCACACUUCCAACUGGUGCCGAUUUAUCACAGAAUAUCGAUGCUGGCAGCAAUAUCGAACUCGCGCAACUGACAGCUAUGGUGACGAUACCAAGGAAAUACUGCCCUCUACUGAACUAUGUAUGUGUGCUCAUCGUUGUUGAAGACUCUAUGACGACGAACAACGAUUGGUGCAUUAAAUUUGGUUCGCAGGUGGAGGGAAAAGCAGGAGAGAAACAGUGUCCAGAAACAGCUUCUCAGCAAGAUAUCGACAAUGGUGUGAAUGUCGUACUUUCCAGUUUUUCAAUGACACUGUAUUACCAUUAUUUGUAUUUAUUCAGUGAUAACACAGCUGAUAUUAUUAGUCAUAGUGAAGUACUGGUGGCAAACGGGUAUCCAAGACGCAUCCACGAGUCUCUAAGUAUUCUCACCAUUGUGGAGGUCCAGAGUAGUAAUCAAUUUUGCUCAGCCGCGUCAGGGUUUUACUUACCCCGGGACGCUCUCUUGAUGGCGCUUCAACAAAGUAGUUCUGAUUUUACAGCGGCUGAUGUCCAAGAAGUUGUACUGGGUGAAUUAUUUACCGAAGACGAGAACGAAACUAGUGUUGAAACCAUGAAGGCUCGAGAUUUAGAGGCAUGGAAAAUUGUUGUCAUUAUAACAUCGUCAAUAUUCGUCAUAGCCGGCCUAGCAACACUCGCUUACAUUGCGUACCCUGCCGAGGUACAGAAAGUUCGAAUUGAGAUACCAUUAUCUGCAGCGAGCACGGUUAGCAAGAAACACGGGAUUGAAGAGGUGGAAAAUGCGGACGUUGGAACAUAAGGCACGAGGCUGCCUUGGCGACAAACAAUUUGGACAAUCAAAGUGAUGACGCAAGUACAAGAUUGUCAACACCAUAAAAAUACGUCAAGCAUUUAUUGUAGUAGCUUAUUUAUGCUUUUUACCUAAACCUAUAUUAUUUAUUAUCCAAGUUUUGCACUUUCUAAGCUCUCACAACUUUUACCGCCAUGAUUGGAAGGAUUCAACAAAUGUUACUUUCUAAAUUUUGUCU
This is a messenger RNA of Saccoglossus kowalevskii, 1306 nucleotides long. RefSeq lists its product as uncharacterized. The record is from RefSeq and is a predicted model, not a curated record. Lineage: Eukaryota; Metazoa; Hemichordata; Enteropneusta; Harrimaniidae.